UUUUUUUUUUAAUUUCCUUUUUUUAUUUUUUUAUUUGUUCUCCUUUAAUUUCUACAUUUUUUAAAUAUGGUUCAACAGACAACAUUUUCAAUAGAAAUUGGUAAAGCUGAAAAGACAGGUGAAGGCCCUAUUCAUCGAUCCAUCUUAACUCCUAAUAGUCUUAUGAAGACACCAGCAGAGGGAGUUGAAACCCUCUAUGAUAUCUUUCGUUAUGCAUCUGAAUCCUUUCCAAAUCGAAAGGGUGUAGGAUACCGAGAACUUUUGGAUACCAUUGUAACAAAGAAAAAAGUUAAGAAAAUGAUAAAUGGCCAAGAAAUAGAACAAGAUAAAACAUGGUCUUAUUUUCACUUGAGUGAUUAUCAUUACUUGAGUUAUGAAGAAGCAUUUCAAAUUGUACAUCAAUUAGGUGCUGGUCUCAUUGAGUUAGGAUUGAAGAAAGGUGAAAAACUUCAAAUUUCUGCUUCUACAAGCCAUGAAUGGAUGUUAAUGGCACAUGGUGCAUUUUCUCAAUCUAUUACUAUUGUGACCGCUUAUGAUACAUUAGGUCCUGAGGGUCUUCAAUAUUCCAUCUCAGAAUCUGAAGCUACUGUUUGUUUUGUCAAUGGUGAACAGCUACCUAUUCUUAAUAAGAUUUUAUCAGGUUGCCCUACUAUCAAGUCUAUUAUUUAUAGAGGCACGGCGAAUCAAACCGACAUUGAGACAUUAAAAACUCAGCACCCACACAUCAAACACGUUAUUUCUUACAAUGAACUUUUAGAAUUAGGUAGAGCUCAUCCUAAAGAGCCCACAAAGCCUCUUUCAACUGAACUCUGCUGUAUUAUGUAUACGAGUGGGAGCACGGGUAAUCCAAAGGGGGUCAUGUUAACUCAUGGUAAUGUUGUAGCUGCAAUUGCAGGUGUUUGUCGUAUGUUACAACAUCUCUUGGAACCGAAUGAUACCAUCAUGGCCUAUUUACCCCUGGCUCAUGUCCUUGAAUUUUUAGUUGAAAAUUUGUGCAUCUUUUUAGGUGUUACGUUAGGUUAUGGCAGUAUUAAGACAUUGACAGAUGCCUCUGUUAAAAAUUGUAAAGGGGAUCUUCAAGCAUUUGGACCUACUAUCAUGACGGGCGUACCUCAAGUAUGGGAAACAAUUAAAAAGACAGUUUUAUCCAAAGUAGCUGAAAGAGGAUCAAGAAUAGAAAAAAUCUUUAUGGGAGCUGUGGGAUUAAAACGAUUCUUAGGACACUAUAACUUACCUACCUCCGUUUUAGAUAAAGUUGUUUUUGAUAACGUAAAGAAGCAGCUAGGUGGAAGAUUAAGAUACUGUCUCUCUGGUGGUGCACCUGUUUCGGCUGAAACACAAGAAUUUCUAUCUCUGACUGUAUGUCCUAUCCUGGCUGGUUAUGGCAUGACAGAAAGUUGUGGGAUGUGUGCAAUCAUGGCACCUGAACAAUAUGCUCUGGGUGAAGUAGGUUCACCUGUUCCUUGUGUUGAAGUUAAAUUAGUAGAUCAACCUGAACUUGGUUAUUUAUCUACAAAUGAACCACGAGCACAGGGUGAAAUCUGGAUUCGUGGUCCAUCUAUUACAGCAGGUUAUUAUAAACGAGAUGAAAUAACUCAAGAAACAUUAACAUCAGAUGGUUGGCUCAAGACAGGUGAUAUUGGUGAAUGGACAGAACGUGGUACUUUAGUGAUCAUUGAUCGUGUUAAGAACCUUGUCAAAUUAAGUAACGGUGAAUAUAUUGCACUUGAAAAACUUGAAAGUAUCUACAAGACAUCACCUCUAGUAGAAAAUAUGUGUGUUUAUGCAGAUCCACUUUAUCCAAGGCCUGUAGGUUUAUUAGUGCUUGCAGAAAGUAUAUCAAGAAAAUUUUUAACAGAUAUUGGUAUUCAAAAUGAAGAUGAAUCAUGGGAGACUUUAUGUGUUAAACCUGAAGUACGUCAUGCCAUCUUGAAUGCAAUGCAAGAACAAGCAAAACGAGGUGGUUUAAGAGGUUCAGAAGUGAUUUCAGAUAUUUGGAUCUGUAAAGAUUUAUGGACAGCAGAGAUGGGACUCUUGACAGCUGCACAAAAAUUAAAGCGUAAAGAAAUUAACUCUACUUAUGAAAGGGAGUUAAAAGAAAUGUUAACAAAACAAAAAAAAUAAUUAGUAGAAUGUAUAAUAUUAUCCAAUCAAAAACUAUCCAAAUAAAAUAUUUUAAUCAUGUGAUUUACAUGAUAAUUAAUAGGAG
Messenger RNA from Cokeromyces recurvatus, 2209 nucleotides. RefSeq lists its product as uncharacterized. Lineage: Eukaryota; Fungi; Mucoromycota; Mucoromycetes; Mucorales; Mucoraceae. Gene Ontology annotation, cellular component: lipid droplet; endoplasmic reticulum; plasma membrane. Bases 67 to 2124 code for a protein of 685 amino acids. Gene Ontology annotation, biological process: long-chain fatty acid metabolic process; long-chain fatty-acyl-CoA metabolic process. The record is from RefSeq and is a predicted model, not a curated record. Gene Ontology annotation, molecular function: long-chain fatty acid-CoA ligase activity. The transcript is spliced from 7 exons.